Procambarus clarkii (red swamp crayfish) is the source of this 8605-nucleotide messenger RNA. NCBI's taxonomy places the organism in Eukaryota, Metazoa, Arthropoda, Malacostraca, Decapoda, Cambaridae. The record is from RefSeq and is a predicted model, not a curated record.
CCUUUUGGCCUACGGUGAGCUGGGUUGACCAUGGUUCUGUCUGCACCUCCUUCCUUUCCCUUCAGGCAUGGUAUGCUCUUUUCCCUGAUCCCUCCUUUUGCCUCCAGUCCCAAAGCAUAUGAUGGUUUCAGGGUUGGGGCAAGGUUUUGCUCAGGAUGUAGAUUGGUCAACUCUGUGGUUCACCCCUUCUGACUUGAGGGCUGAGGCAGUUUAGCCUGAUGAUCCCACUGAAGCUUCUGGGUCAUCUUUUCAGCCACCCCUAACCUUUGAGGUCUUUCUCUCUGACUCCACUUCCAUCCACUUCUCUAUCUGAAGAAGUGCCAGAGCAACCAGGCUGUAGUGGAUAUGUGGGCCUGUGGGUUGCUCCAAUCAACAACCUGUUGGACCAAGUUAUCGCAAGUCAAGUAUGGCCUCAAGCCAGGCUCGGGGAGUAGAAGAACUCCCAAAAUCUUCUCCAGGUACAAUCCAGGUAUCCUGGAUGUUGGCUCUGCCUCGGAGCCCUCAACUGUGGUUCCCGGGGCUUGGAGGGCAGUCUGACAUGGACCCUUGUGUCCCGUUUGAUUUUCUGUGGACUCAGAGGGUCUUUUGUUGAAAGUUAAGUGGUGUCAUAUCCCCCUUUCCCUGUAUGAGUUUGUUAUGGGUGCAGCUUCCCCACAAGAUUCUUUUCCUGGUGCCUUUGGGUUCCUUGGAUUUGUUCUUCCGGAGGUUUCCAACCUCUCGACUUGCCCCAGUAGAGGUUUAGGAGGCUCCCUCUGCAUCCCUCCUGUAUGACCCUGAUUUUACCUUGUUGUUGCCUCUGGCAUCUUUUGCGUUCAGUUCUUCUCCUUGUUUGAGGCAUUAUGAGGUUCCGGAGUCAUCCUGGCUGGCAGACAAUCCUUUGUUUUCACUUUUUAGCAGUCCUUCAGUGUAAGUAGUGGUGGUGGUAGCGGCACAGAAUGGGUCGUGGUGGUGUUAGAGGCAUCACAGAGUAAGUGGUGGCACACACACGAGUGAGUGAGUGGUGUAGUGUGCAUGUGGAUAAAGAUAAAAAUUGACUUGACUCGACAUAUAGUCAUGCAGUUAUUUGUUUAUAUUUAAUGUGUACAUACUGCAUGUGCUUACAGCUUUGUCAUUAGUUUAUAGUCGAAUUAGAGGAAUUUAAUUGCUACUUUUUUGUUUGAUCAUCUCAAUGUUUUAUGUAAGCAGUAAUGGUAGUAAGAUUUUGGGAUAGUUUUCAAUUAGUGGACAUUAUUUGUAUUGCUAAGGAAAUCUGCUUAAGUAUAUGAUUGUUAAAGUAAGGUUUGUUAUACAACUGUUACAAGGUAUUGUACAACGCCUCAGAACUUGAGCCAUUUACAGCUAUUAUGUAGAAUUUUGCAAUAUCUGAUAGUGUAGCUUCUCCAUUCACUUGAUGGCCAAAAUGUAGUGUGUUUGUAUGCAUAAUGCUUUUGCAGGAUCAUAAUAAUUUGUCACAUUUAUUACACAUUUUUUCAUAUAUGCACACAUGGAAGGCCUCACCUCUUCAGAUUGGAGAGACCAUUCAUUCUGGUCCAACACUUGUGGUCCAGGAAGAACUCAAGGAUGAGGACGUAACAACCAGAAGUAACUGUGUCUUCCCAGGUGGCACUCGGAAGAACGUCCGUAUCCUCCGUAAGAGUCGUCACCUAGCUGAAAUUCCAUCCAGCAGGCACUGCACUCCUCGGUUUUCAGCACCGCUGUGUCCCGCUACACAGCCUCAACCUGAGCACCACAUAUUACAAACUCGAUGUGAUGUGGGUGCUACAGUCCAUCUCAAAGGUUCUCUGCCUGCAGCUCUUGUACCUGAAGCGCUAGUGCCCGAAAUAAUUGCAACCAAGGCUUCAGAUCUUGAAGCUACUGUUCCUCAGGUGACAGUGACAGCUGUUGUUCCUGAGGUGUCUGCUGCUGAAGCUACAGUUCCUGAAGCAUCUAUUGCUGAAGCUACUGCUUCUGAAGCUGUUGUUGAGGCUGCUAUUCCUGAAGUAUUGGUUAAUGAAGCCACUGUUCCAGAGUUACCAUUGAAUGAAGCUACAGUUCCUGAAUUGACAGUGAAUGAAGCUGCAGUUCCUCAGGAUAAAAUAACCGAAGCUGCCAUUUUUCAGAAUAAAUUAACAGUUACUUCUGUUACUGAAAUUUUGCCAAAUGAUGCAAUUGAUCCUUCUAAUAAGCUAACAGACUCCAUUCUUAUUAAAGCCAAAAGGAAUGAAGCUGUUUGUUCUCAAGAUAAGGUAAAUGAAUGUGAUAUUCCUCAUGACAGACUAGUUGAAAGUGCUUUUCUGGAGGUAACAGUAAAUGAAUCUUCCAUUCUUCAGAAUAAAGUAACAGAGGCUACCAGUCCUGAGGCGGAAAUAAGUGAACCUACAGAUCUUGAUGCAACUCUGAAUGAAGGCAUUCUUCCAGAGUUUAUUAAGACUGAAUCUGCUCUUCCAGAAGUUGAAGUCAAACCAGUUGUUGCUGCUGAAGAAACUGCAAGAGAAGCAGUCUUUAUUGAACCAUCAACUCCAACGUCCAAAAUAUCUGAAUCCUUAACAUUAGGAGAUCUCACCUCAGGUCCAACUUCUGCUCAUCCUCAAGCUAGUCUGCCUGUGGCCACUGAAAUAAACAGGGAAAUGGUGAGAUUGAUUCAAGAAGUAGAUGCUAAACUUGACUCCUUUUGCCAUAAGAGGAGCAGUCGUGCAUCAAAAAGGAUAAAUAGUGCAGAUUUUGAAUCUGUUGAAAUUAAAUCAGAGCCACUGUCUAAAGCGAAAAGAUGUACUAGAACUCGUAAAAGCAGCUGUCGCUCCGAAAAGUCAGAGUCUGAAGUAUCAGACUCUCGUAGUGUUGCAGAUGAGUCCAUAUAUUUCGAUAUGGUGGAUAAAACUGCGAAACGAGGAAAGCCAAAGAAUGGUGAGCCUCUGCUCGAUGAGGCUGCCACCCAUGUAAGUGCCAAGUACAAUGGUGAUGUGAGUUCUGAACUGGUUAAUGGAACUCAUAAAGUGAAGGGGCGUAGGAUCAGUCGUGUUAAUAGUGACGAAUCUGAUAAUAGCUCAGCAUCUAGAAGUAAUGGUAAUAUUGAACACAAUGGUGAGAAGGUAGAUUUUAGUCUUUUACUUGAAAUCUCGCCUGCUGAUAGGAAGAAAUUUGAAAGUAAAAAGGCAAAAAUUCGCCGAAAAACUGCUGAUUGGUUACUUAUUUCUGAAACUGAACAGUAUUAUAAUGAAAAAGAGGAAAUAAUGAGAAAUAAAAAUAAACUUGACUCUGAUAGUGAGAGUGAUGAAAGUGAUGAAGGUACUGAAAAUCACGACUCGAGAAGUGAAUGUUCUGAUGAAUCUGAGGGGACAGAAAAUCCACCAAGGGGCCGGGGUAUGGGAAAAGGGAAACAUUCAAGAACUACUGACGAUGAUGAUUGUAAAUCUUGUGCAAAAAGAAUCAAAGAUGAUCCGUGUUUAAGUAAAAGAAGAGGGCGACAAGUGGGAAGUAGAAAUAGAAAAACUCGGUAUGAUCUAACAAUGUUAAAUGAUGAUGAGGAUGAUGAUGAUGAUGAAAAUUUCUUUGGCUUCCCAGUGAGCACUACUAUACCACAGACUAAUUGUAUUGGGAGUAGUUGUAGUUCACAAACUCGGUGCAAGGUCAAAGGAGGAAACAAACAUUUAAUUGAGGCAUCUAGCAGUGGAAAAUCUGGACGAAAAAGAUUGUCAGAUGCCGAGAGAUUUCUAAGAGACAAUAGGGAGUACUACCACUUCCAGGAAACUGCAGAAAGGCUCAGGCGGUCCACCUCAUUAGGAGACAAAGAAAAAUUUAUAAAGGUGGACGAAUGUGAAGGAAAAGAAUUGGACAAAAAAGAAGAAUCAAAACUUAAGGAUAUAUCAAGUACCAAGAAACGUUUCACGUGUGAAAGAAGGAGAAGAGUGACUCGUAGUACAGGUGGUAUACCAGAAGAACCUGAUUUAGAGGAGAAGGAAGAAGAGAAGUGUGUGGAAAAAGCUGAAACAAGGAAUACAGCAAAAUCUGAUACAAGGCAUUCUGAAAAAUUUGAAGUGAAAGAUAAGGAAAGGGAGAGACGAAGAGUUUCUGAGGAUAAAAGAAAGAGCUCAGAAGAGCACAAAAGGAAAAUAUCUGAAGACGAUAAGAGAAAAGUCUCUGAAGAGGAGAAGAAAAAAGUCUCCGAAGAGGAGAAGAAAAAGGUCCCAGAAGAGGAGAGGAGAAAACUCUCUGAAGAGAAGAGAAAAGUCUCCGAAGAGGAAAAGAGAAAAAUCACUGAAGAGGUGAAGAGAAAGGUUUUAGAGGAAGAGAAAAGAAAGUUCUCAGAAGAGGAAAAACGAAAAGUGUCUGAAGAGGACAGAAGAAAAUUUUCUGAAGAGGAGAAGAGAAAAUUGUCUGAAGAGGACAAAAGAAAAGUUUCUGAAGAGAAGAAAAAAAUGUCUGAAAGGGACAAAAGACCGGUUUCUGAAGAUAAAAGAAAAGGCCCAGAAGAAAGCAAAAGAAAAAACUUAGAGGAAGCUAAGAAAAAAGUGUCUGAGGAAGACAAAAGAAAGGCUACUGAUCAAUGUAAGAAGAAGGCCACAGAAGAUGACAGAAGAAAGAACACUGCGGAAGAAAAGAAGGGACCAGAGGUGGAUAAGAGGAAAGUUAAUGAAGAAGAAAUGUUAAAUUUUGUUACAGAAGAGCAAAUUAAAAAUCAAUCGGAGAAUUCUAACCCUCACUCAACUAGUGAUGGGAACUUUACAGGAGGUACAGAAAGAAGUAUGGAAAUGAGAGAUGGAUCUGAAAAUGAAUUACAGGAAUUAUAUUUCUCAUUUGAAGGUAUUCCUGAUCAAGAGUGCUGGUAUCAGACCUACCAGAGAUUAAUAGAUGGCAAUGAUGUAAAUGAAUUUGUUUAUGAAGAAGAGCCUUUGAAGUUUGUAUUACCUUAUGAAAUGCCAAAGGAGUAUAUUCGAGACUUUCUUUGCUACAAAAAAGGACUUUUAUCCAAGAAAAAAAAUGACUUGGCAGAUCUAGUAAGGAAAUCUCCUAGAUGCCAUGCAUCAACCCUUGCUCUCUUCUCAGAUAUCAUUCCAACUAAAAAGGUGAAAGGUUCAAAAGUAACAAAGCCUAUUCCAGUGAAAGUGGAUGAAGUCUCAUCAGAUGGUACGAGUACACCUGGAGCUGAAUUCAUGAGAAUGCAACCUCCUGAAUCUUUUGAAUCGACAGAAGAACUUGCUAUUCUUGCAUUGCACAUUGAGCAUGUUUUGAAAUCAGAGACAAGUUAUGAAGAGAAAUCAGUGUGUAGUCCUAAUAUUGAUAAAUUAAAGGAUAGUGAAGAACCAGAUUUAAAAAAGACGCCCCCUAAAAAGCGGGGCAAAAAGAAGAGAUUAACAACAGGUUCCAAGUUUGAUAAAGGACCAAGUAUUGCUAAAGAGCUGAAGUUAUUUGAGAGUCCACUUGCUCAUGAGGUAGACCCUUUUUUUAUUGCUGGGCUUUGUGAUGAGGUGAAAGAUUAUUUAACGCCAGAAAAUAUACUAGCCCGGGAAGCCUCCGAGGUUAUUGAGGACGCGUGUUUCUGUGUGUGUACCGAUCGAGCUUCGUGUGACGAAUUUUCUAGUGCUGACGAUAAUACCGAAGCGAGUUCAGAGUGUGUGUCCUUAUGUGACUCAGAAACUAUUGAUGGCUCAGUUGUCAGUGAACCCAAACGUUGCCGUAGUGGUAAAAAACGUAGGAAGAACUUGACUGGCUGGCCCAAGACUCAAAAGAAGAAAAAGUCUGUACCUUCUCACACAUCAGAUGAUAAUGAUAGUGCUAUUGGGUGUGAGGAUCUUGAACCAAAGAAGCAAGGGCACUGGAAGAAACAUGAUGACUUCAGUUUUCUUGAACAAACCACAACUCAGAAACUUGCUGCCCUGGCUGCAUGUGAUCGUAGAGCCUCACCUCGUAAGAAGGCUUCCGUCUUGUAUAUGGAUACGUGGCCAGUUAGAUUUCGAACACAAAAAUAGAAUUUAUUAAAGUAUAUUGGUAAAGUGAGUCAAAUAGGUUUUGAGUGUUGUAUGAAAAGUGUUUAUACAUAUUUAUUAUGAAAUUGUAUGGUAUGCUUGAUGAUUUCUUCUUUUUUAAAAGAUGGAACCAAGGAGUCUCAGGAUAGCUCUAUAAGAGAUUGUCAGAAAUCUUUGUACAGUUCUGCAUGAGCAGAUUUUCUUUUGGGUGAAUGUUGUAGAAUGCUUGGUUCAAAUGUCAAUUUUAAGAUGAGCAUUUUCUAUGAUUUAUCAGCUAUAAAAUAAUUUGUCUAGUUACACAAACCUUUUAUUAUUCUAUUUAUUCUCUAGAACAUGAUGCUAUGGGCUGAAUGUUUCUAGUUUUUUCUCUGGCCAUCCCGCUUUCUGACAAUUUUGGGACCGAACACAGUAGAAAAAUCAGACAUAUAUGAAUUUGCGAACGUACCCUUCUGGCCCUACAAAAUAUUAGUUUUAUGUUAGAAAAUAUUUCAUAAUACAGUCACUAAAACCAAAGAAAGCAUCACAAUCCGAGCACCUGUUUAGAUCUUUUAAAGAGUGAAUUAAUUUCUGGGUGGGUGUUAAGGUUACUGGUGAUCUAUAGUUUUUUUUUUUAUGGGGGGGAGGGGGUGGUAUCCAGGUGAGCUAGCUAGUUUGACAAAACAUGGUCUAAUGGAUACUUCUAGCAUCCACUCUCUGGAGUUAGGCAACUUUUACAAGAUUACUCAUUCAAUCACAUCAAAUUAAAUCAAAACUAUUCAGCAAUGAUUGUACAUUUACAAUUUAUUUAGUUUAAACAAAGGUUAAAUGCAUUUUUCAUUUGCACAAGAAAAUCAUAAUAAUAGCAUACAGUACAGUAUGUCUAAUCAUUGCAAUUAAAUUUUUUUUUUUAUUAAUUUUGCCUCGAGGGGUGAGUUUAUUGGGCAGUGCCACUCAUCCUGGGAGUGGACAUACCGCCAUAGCAGCAUGUACAACACUCCCCCAAUAGGAAGAAAACCCGCUGGGUUGUUCAUCCUGUCACUUGUACCCAAACACAGCUGGGACUUGCUUAACUGUCUCAGUGUACAAUACAAACGGGCAAAGCCAUUUAUGACAUGAUGCUCAAUACAUAGACGAUACAGUUUAGUCAACAUUGAUUUUUACAUUUCUAUGGAAUUCAUAAAUACAUUCUUAAAGACAGGAGACAUCAUUGACAAUUUUAAGUACCGUGGAACAUUGAGUGACGAGCGACUCUAGUUACGAGCAUUUCGAGUGACAAGUGAGCCACUCGCAGAAAAUUUGUCUCAAUUGACAAGCUUUCACUCGAUUAACAAGUAAACCACAUGGUGCUUCCUAGCAUUCCCGCUGGUUCUCGGACACCUCCGACAACAGUGUUGUUGUUUCGGAAGAUGAGCGUUUCACAUGACGAGCUUGGUGCCGGAACGGAUUAAAUUCCUUAAUCAAGGCACCACUGUAAUUACUUUUUUGUAGCAAGAUCUAGCUGAUUCUGCACCUUCGUUUUAAGACAUAACUUGUAAAACAUCUCACAGCUUGGCAGGGAAUUUGAUGGCUUUAAGUUGUAAACAUUGAUCUCUGGCUAUCUUACUAUAAUUAAGAGUUGCAAGGGUGGCCUGCGGGCUGCUCCAAGCAACAGCCUGGUGGACCAAACUCUCACAAGUCGGUCAACUUGGGGGAGUAGAAGAACUCUCAGAACCCCAUCAACCAGGUAUCAGGUAGGCUACAGGUCUCACUGAGGAUUUAGGUGUUGGUCUUUUAAGGAGAGAAGUUAGCUGUAGUUUAUCACCAGACUACUACUUCUCUACCUGCUUUUACAGGCUAGAUUUCUUAUCACCUCUUAAAGUGGCUUAGUCAUCCAUCAAAUUGCUUUUUGGUUAGGUUAGCUCCUCAAAAUAUAAAAAAAAGGCACUGUAAUGCAUGCACAUAAUUUAGAAAUGCAUUACCAUUUUCUUAAUUAGCUCAUAAUUUUGCUCAACAUUCAUCACAGAAUGUUUCCUCAUCAUUUGCUGCUAGUAGAAACCUUCAUUGACACAUUUUCUAUAUUUUGAGCUGCCAUGGUAGCAGGAUAUUAAUAAUGAUAAUUUUCAAUGAAAUACAAUAUUAAUGACUAACAAGGAAGGUUUCGAUAGCUGUGUGCCUACUACAAAAAACAAAUGUUCAGUUAGUGGCACCUUCAAUGGUGCAUCUGGGUAAAGCUACCUCUCAUUAUGCAGAGUUAGGGAGAGGGUGUCGGACUGAAAUCAAAUACAGUACUGUGGUCGAACUGUUCGAAGAGGUGAAGGUCGGAAAGCGGGAUGGUAUCUGUAGAAUAAAUGCCACUUAUAUUGUUAAAAUUCUCUUAACCGUGUGAAGGACUAGACGGAUUUCCGCUGUUUGUGUCAUUGCCUUUCUAUAUAUAUUUUGUUUACACAGGUUCAAAAUUGUUAUCAUAACUUUUAGUGGCAUUGUAUCAGUAUAUAUCACAGUGGGAAAAAAAUGAACACAAGUCUAAGUUUACAAUACAAAUUUUAUUUAAUUUUCACAAGUAUGGGCAGCAGCAGAUUAUUUUAUUUUUUUUCUGUUUUAGAGUGAUCCUGUAAUGUAUAAAAAGUAUACAUUUUGUAAAUAAAAUUCUUCUACUCGGAAUACUGGCCAAUGAUUCAUAAAUGUGAAAUAAAGAGAUGUUUGUA